This is a messenger RNA of Beta vulgaris subsp. vulgaris (sugar beet), 1004 nucleotides long. Its product is annotated as cytochrome b5. The coding region runs from base 307 to 717 and encodes 136 amino acids. The record is from RefSeq and is a predicted model, not a curated record. Lineage: Eukaryota; Viridiplantae; Streptophyta; Magnoliopsida; Caryophyllales; Amaranthaceae. Gene Ontology annotation, molecular function: heme binding. The transcript has 3 exons. Gene Ontology annotation, cellular component: intracellular membrane-bounded organelle; membrane.
AUCUAAUCAAAGCUGGGGCAACAAAUUCAGGUUCACCUACCCUCAAAUUUACCCAUCCAAUCUCAUUUCCUCUUUCUCUUCUCGACCCACCAACCCAUUUUACUACUUUUCUGCAUCUUUCUCCCCAACCUUCAAAUCUCACUCACCCACUCUUUUUUAGCACAAAAUUUUCGCACAUCUCUUCUAUCUACUUCAUCCAAAUCUUACCCAGAAAGCUGAAGAAAAGUGUUGUUUAGGAUUUGAUUUCCCAGGAAAAAAGGAGUUGUUUUCUUUCACUUUUUUGUUUAAACAAAAUCAAAUACAAUUAUGGGUGGUGAAGGGAAGGUGUUCUCUUUGUCUGAGGUCGCAGAACACAACUCUUCUAAAGAUUGCUGGCUUGUUAUAGGCGGAAAGGUAUACGAUGUAACCAAGUUCUUGGAAGACCAUCCUGGUGGCGAUGAGGUUUUGUUGUCCGCAACAGGAAAAGAUGCAACCGAUGAUUUUGAGGAUGUCGGUCAUAGCAGCACUGCCAGAGCCAUGAUGGAUGAGAUGUACGUUGGUGACAUUAAUACUGCAACUAUUCCUACCAAGGUCAAAUACACACCCCCAAAACAACCACAAUACAACCACGACAAGACUUCGGAGUUCAUCAUUAAGAUCCUUCAAUUCCUAGUUCCCAUCCUAAUUUUGGGUUUCGCUGUUGCCAUGCGAUUUUACACUAAGCAAUCAACUGAAUAAAUUACGGUGUCUUCUGAGGAAACAAAAAAGAUCAUCAAUAAGAAUGCAGUAUUUUAUGGAGUCUCUUCUUACUAAUUAGAAAUUGUCAAUCCACAAUGUGUGAUUUAGUUAAGCAGCUUCUUUUCGGUGUUUUGUGUAACAAAUCUCCUCCCCUCUCCCUUUUUUUGUGUGAUUCUGAAUUUACAGCCAAUUUGUUCUCCGCAAUUGACUAUUAUCCUCCUUCCUGAGUUAUGAAUUUUGGUCCUUAGCAUUUAGCAACAUCAAUUUUGAUUAAUUUUAAUUCCUUA